Plutella xylostella (diamondback moth) is the source of this 4126-nucleotide messenger RNA. It is a transcript of the gene SMC5, whose product is annotated as structural maintenance of chromosomes 5. The record is from RefSeq and is a predicted model, not a curated record. Gene Ontology annotation, biological process: double-strand break repair via homologous recombination. Lineage: Eukaryota; Metazoa; Arthropoda; Insecta; Lepidoptera; Plutellidae. Gene Ontology annotation, molecular function: ATP hydrolysis activity; single-stranded DNA binding. Gene Ontology annotation, cellular component: nucleus; Smc5-Smc6 complex.
UCAAUGUCAACACUUUUGUUUGAAUUUCGCACAAUUUUUUCAGUGUGUUUGAAGAUUUUAAUUGCGUUUUUCAUGUUUUUCACAUUUAGUUAUGAAUAUUUUGUAAAAUGUCCAAAGUAAUUAACACAGAAGGCUAUAAGCCUGGCAGUAUAUACCGUGUAGCUUUGGAAAACUUCGUGACAUACAGACAAGUCGAAUUGUUUCCUGGGCGAUCUUUAAACUUGAUUAUUGGUCCAAAUGGAACUGGAAAAUCUACAUUUGUCUGUGCUAUUGUGUUGGGGUUAUGCGGUAAAACCAGUGUCAUCGGAAGAGCCAAAAAAAUAUCAGAAUACGUCCGCAGCGGCUGCCAACAGGCCUCCAUAGAGAUAGAACUUUAUAGAGAUGCUGGCAAGAGGAACGUCAUCAUCACUCGCACCUUCAAUCUGGAGUGUGCGUCGACGUGGAGCAUCGACCACAAAAGCGUCCGCGAGAAACAAGUGCAAGAGCUGAUCACUGGCAUGAAUAUUGAGGUCGACAACCUCUGCCAAAUGCUGCCGCAAGACCGAGUGCAAGACUUCUCCAAGAUGGACCCUCAGCAGCUGCUCCGUAGCACCCUCUCUGCAGUUGGGGGGCAGGAGUCUGUCAGCCAACUGGACGAGCUCAUCGAGACCAGGCAGAAACAACGGAGCAUCGGGACCAAGCUGACAAGCAAUAUGCAGCUACUGCAAGAGCAGAUUCGACUUAAUGAGAGACUAAAACUCCAAAUCGACGCCAUGCAACAAAGGAAAGAGAUUGAAGAAAAAAUCGAGUUGUGUGAGAAAAAGAAACUCUGGCUGGAAUACCAAGACUUGAGGGAGAAAGUGAUAGAAUACACGAAUGACAAGAAAGAAGCAGUCAAACUGGUCAACUCUCACAAGAGCAAAGUGGAGCCGCUAGAGAAAAUCAUGGAGAUGGCUAAGAGAAGCAUCAGCCAGUUGGAGCAACAGAAGUUGGCUGCUAGUCGAGAAACACUCAAGAUCAAGGACAAAGUUAAAGAGACACUCGAAAGCAUCAAAACUCAGCAGUACCGCAUCAAAGAGAUUGAAUCUUCACUUCAGGAGAAGAUAGAAAGGCACAGAAACAGACAGAGAGAAAUAGAUGAGGCUAAAGCGAAGUUGGAUAAACUGGUGACAGAUAAAAAUAAACUGGUGGAAACUGUCGGAGAUGAAACAAAAGUGAAGCUAGACCUAGAUGAACUAAAGAACCCGCUUCGAAACACAAACCUGGCGAUCGAUCGACUGAAGAAAAACAAGGGAGAGGUCCAAUACGAUCUAGAGACCAAUGUCUCACCGCAAAUUAGGCUAUAUCAGAACAAAAUCCGUCAACUACAAGACGUGGGUGAGAAGCGUCUGGCUGUCCUCCGUGAGUCUAGUGAAGAUGCGUACAAGGCGGUGAUGUGGCUGCGACAGAAUAGAGACAUGUUUGAGGAGGAAGUGUACGAGCCUAUGGUUUUAGAGAUAAACUUCACAGACCAGAAAUUCGCGCGAUACCUCGAGAACACAGUAGCUAACCGCGACCUACUAGCGUUUACCUUCACUAACAGUAGAGACAUGAAUCUGUUCAUGAGAACUGUAAGGAGUGAACUCAAGUUGAAGAGGGUCAACGCUGUUUGCAGCAGUCAGGGAGGCAGUAUGCAUCCUCCGAAGAGUAUUGAUCAACUCAGUUACCUAGGCUUCUACACAUACCUAGUCGACACGAUAACGGCUCCAGACCCGAUACUGAGGUAUCUGUGCAAGCAGUACAACAUACAUCGUAUACCCAUCGGCAAUGAACACACGUAUAACAAUAGUGGGAAAGUGCCGCCUAAUAUUACGUACUUCUUUACUGAAAACCAUAGAUUCGUGGUUCGCGUCUCAUCCUACAGUGGAGUGAAGUCGAGCUCUACCAUCGAGAUUCAGCCGGCGAAGUUAAUGACCAACAGUAUGGACGUAGAAAAACUAAACAGCUUUAAUACCCAAUUAGCACGGUUCGAACAGACAGCGACAGAACAUGCAGCUAAAUUAAAAGAAUUUGACAAAAAAAUCGCACUUCUAGAGCAAGAUUACAACGCGUUCGUUCUAAAGAGGAAGAAGAUUAUGGAUGGAGUGGAAAAGGUGAAAACAAUAACAACACAAAUCCGCCUGCAACAAAGCUCGAUACGCGGUUUACAAUCAGAACCAGCAUUAGACAUAGAGGAGGAGCGGGGACGGGCGAUGAGGAAACAUAAGGACAGUGUGCUCAAACAAUGCAGGCUACAUGGGGAGUUGAAGGACUUAGUGGCGAAGCUGCAUAGGGCUGAUGUUAGCAUGUUUCAGAUGAAACUGGAGUUGAGCAGAAACGCGAUAGUCCAACAAGAGUCAGAAUUGCGGGAACUGAAGCACGAAUUGAGGAAUACACAGGCAACACUAGAAAACAUCGAGAACCUUCUAACGCGAGCGAAAUCGACUGCCAAAGAGAAGCUUCUAGAAGCGAAACAAUCCUGCAACAAUAAGCUACCGCAAGACCCGAGUUUUCCAUACAAAGAGGAAUUUGAGGCGCUACCGACGACCAUGGCGGCUUUGAUGGAACAUUCUGGAGAGUUGCAGACCAGGAUAGACAUUAUGGACAAGGGGGAUGAUCAGGUGAUAAAAGAAUACGAAGAGCGAGAGAGGACGAUCAACAAGCUAAAAGCCGACGUUAACAACUCCAGUUCUGUCAACAAACAGAUGGAAGACAAAAUGAUACAACUCAGAGAAGCAUGGCUCCCGCCAUUGGAAGAGUUGCUGCAGGGUAUCGGAGUUACGUUCGGAGACAUGUUCGCUAAGAUGGGAUGCGCGGGGGAAGUUAAACUGGACAAGGGGGGAAGCGACGAGGACUACGACAAAUACGGCAUAGCCAUCCUGGUCCGCUUCAGAGACAACGAGUUGCUACAACAGUUGACCCGACACACUCAGUCGGGAGGCGAGCGAGCUCUUACUACCGCCAUCUAUUUGAUGUCACUGCAACUACGGGUUACCUCGCCUUUCAGAUGCGUCGACGAGAUAAACCAAGGCAUGGACCCUAUAAACGAGCGGAAAAUGUUCCAACUUCUGGUCAAAGUGACUACCGACUGCGACAACGGACAAUACUUCCUGUUGACGCCUAAGCUUCUUUCUAAACUAGAUUACAACCCAAAAAUAAUGGUGCAUACGAUACAAAACGGGAGAACUAUUAUGAACUACAAAAAGUGGAAACUUCACAAGUUUUUGGAGAGUGCACGCAACUAUACACCUUAAAUACAGUGCGAUAAGGUACUGAUUUGCGCGGCAUACCGUACGAGAUUAUGUUUAAGUUUAAGUAUAGAUGGCGCUGGGGUAGAUUUGGAAAAUCUAUUUGAAUUUCGAAAAUGUAUUUUUUUUUGUCGUUUUAAAAAUUCGUUGUUUUUUGAAAGGAUUUUAAAAUCUUGUUAAAAUGCUCUCUUUUUGUUGAAAUUUAGAACCCCAGUGGUAGAAAACACGAAAGCUGUGAUUCUGUAUAACGAUUACUUAGACUUUUUAAAUAAGCAUUUAUGUUAAAUUGUGUUCAGUAUUUGCUUAAUGCAGAUUUUUGUCUUCUGUAACUGAUUUUUAACCUGAAAAACGGUACAAACUAGUAUAACGACUUGCCAUAAACACAUUCAAUAACGAAAACUAACCGAAGAUAUAUUAUCGUAAAAGGUAAAAGCCGGCUGAACCGAUUUUGAUAAAAUACCUCUUUGGAGAAGUAGUAAUAUUCUAAUAGUGCUUUAACAUGGUUAUGGAGAUGGUACCCAUCCAAAUCAGUUCAUCCUACAUUCCGCCUCAUUGUCCUUUCGGUUUUAUAAAUAACAGCAUCACAAAACAUAGUCCUUUAGCGAACUCUUGUUAGAAUGUUUUUAAACAGUAUUGAUAUGAUGAUAAUAAUUUUAUAAAUAUUUAAUUCUCUAUAUGACCGAAUUCUCUAUUUUGUAAUUGUAUGAUUCCAUUGAAAAUGACAGUAUAAUUGUAAAAAAUGUGUUAUAAUUUUUUUAUUGUGAUCAAUAAAUACUUUUUAAAUUUUCAAGGCAGUGUUUUAGUUUGUACAAAUACAAGUCUUAAAUAAUAUUUAAUAUCAUUAGGCAAUAUAAAGAGAUAAUUUGUUACAAAGCAUACUU